AUGAGGGUGAAGAGGAGGAAACAUGAGAGAGGAGGAAGGGAGACCAGAGUGGUUUAUCAGGAGGGUUUCUUCCUGACGGUGUCUCUGGAGUCCAUACUGAAAGUGGCCAAACACGCUUCUGAGAACAACAAGCUGUUCACUCUGAACCUCUCCGCUCCCUUCAUCUCCCAGUUCUUCAAAGACGCCCUCAUGGAGGUCAUGCCCUAUGUGGAUGUGCUGUUCGGCAACGAGACGGAGGCGGCCACGUUUUCAAAAGAGCAAGGCUUUCAGACCGAGGACAUCGAGGAGAUUGCCAAGAAGGCCGAGGCUCUGCCCAAAGUCAACAAGAAGAGACCGAGAAUCGUUGUCUUUACUCAGGGGAAGGACGGAACCAUCAUGGCCAAAGGAGGUGACAAGGUGGAGACGUUCCCAGUGCUGAAGAUUGACCAGAAGGACAUUGUGGACACAAAUGGAGCCGGAGAUGCCUUUGUAGGAGGAUUCCUGUCAGAGCUGGUCCAGGACAAGGACUUGGAACAGUGUGUGAAAGCAGGACACUACGCUGCCAACAUCAUCAUCAGACGAGCAGGAUGCACCUUCCCCGAAAAACCAGACUUCCACUGAUGACCUGUAACCUUAAUUACUGACCGCUUACCCCUACCCCUAACCCAUCCACCCUUACCUCUGACCCUUACCUUCCAACUUAACGAAACCAGGUCCCCCCCUGUCCAUUUUUUUCUUUCAACCAUGCUUUCAUCCAAUCCAUCCAUAUAUCUGUCAUUGCUUUCAUCCCUUCUUCCCUUGUCUUUCUGCAACCAGACUUCUGUGCCUAUUCUUCUUGUCCUACGCUAGGGGAUGCUCUCGGGCCACACUGCCUGAUACAGCAGUAUCUGUUUCUACUGAUGUUCAACUGCCCUCCGUCAUGACUCUGCGGAAGUCUACUGCCCUCUGUAAACACAGUUAGACUGAAGGUACUAACGUAAUACUGCCGAUUCACAGUUAACUAUCAGCCUCUCAAUAAACGGUCAUGUUUACACACACAGCAGGAUGCUGCUGGAAACCGACUGCUGUCCAGUCUUCUCCUUGGAGACCGAGCUAAAGCCAAGUUAGUGAGUCGGGAUUAGGUAACAGGUUAGGGACAUGGUUGAUGAGUUAGUUACGGAUGGGUGGGUGGAAUACCGUGAUUUGAUGCAGGAAGUUUCUGUUGACAAGGUUGAAGAUAAUAUCUAGGGGAACACCUCUAUCAGAGAUAUUAAGAACACUGCACAUAGAAAUUAGAUAGGCAGUGUCAUUGUGAUUUAGAUGUCAUCAUUGAUUUCAUUGAUUGAUGUUUUAUUAUGACUGGAGGCUUAUUGAAGCAGAGAAGUGUUGUUGCUGUAAAACCAAACAGAUUCCUUAACCUUAAAGCGCACAGUAAAAGUGUAAAGUUCUCUGUACACUUUGUAAAUGUGUAAAGGCCUCUGUGUACUUUGUAAACGCGUCAAAGCCUCUUGAGUCAUUAGUGAUUUUUAUGGCUGUUUUACAAAUGAUUCAUAUUUAAAUAAUACAUUUUAACGUGAUGCUGGUGUAGCCUGUAGAUAUUGGCUAAUAAACACAUUUCAGUUGGUCUAAAAUAAAAUAUAAUAGGCUUUUUAUAAUUUUAUAAACAGCCUGUGUUAUACGUCUCA
Messenger RNA from Salvelinus namaycush (lake trout), 1643 nucleotides. RefSeq names its product adenosine kinase-like. Gene Ontology annotation, biological process: purine ribonucleoside salvage. Lineage: Eukaryota; Metazoa; Chordata; Actinopteri; Salmoniformes; Salmonidae. Bases 1 to 600 code for a protein of 199 amino acids. Gene Ontology annotation, molecular function: adenosine kinase activity. The record is from RefSeq and is a predicted model, not a curated record. The transcript has 6 exons. Gene Ontology annotation, cellular component: nucleus; cytosol.